Messenger RNA from Vigna umbellata (rice bean), 969 nucleotides. The record is from RefSeq and is a predicted model, not a curated record. Lineage: Eukaryota; Viridiplantae; Streptophyta; Magnoliopsida; Fabales; Fabaceae.
CCUCCCGGAGCCUUUCGUUCGACGAUACACAAGGUCUAUCAUGGAAGGGCUCAAACAUAUUCACGAGCAGGGUUUCGUUCACUGCGACGUGAAGCUUCAGAACGUUCUCGUUUUCGACGGCGAGGUGAAAAUCGCGAACUACGAGCUCGCCAAGGAGAAGGGGGAGAAACAAGGGAAGUGCGAGUUCAGGGGAACGCCGUUGUUUAUGUCGUCGGAAUCGGUGAACGAUAAUGAAUAUGAGCCGCCGGCGGAUAUUUGGGCGUUGGGAUGCGCCGUCAUGGAGAUGGUGACCGGAAAACCCGCGUGGGAUGUUAGCAACGGUUGAAUAUUUGAUCAUUGAUGAUUCAGAUUGGAGUGCAAGAAGAAUUGCCAAAGAUUCCAGAAGUCACCAGGGAGGGAGGGAGAGGAAGGAGGAUCAUCUUUCUCCUGAUACUGAUCUGAUUAAAAAUAAACCAGAGGGGGGCUUUUUCAUGAUUCUUCACUUAAGAAAGGGAAUGUUCCCCUACUCCAGAGGCCUUUCGCAAUUCGUAAUGCGGGAAAACCAUCACUCACAACCUUGGGGAAAAAUUUUACUCUUAAAUCACAAUUGUUCAUUCCUAUAACCCAUUCCAAUAUUGUCUCCCAUCCUCCGUUGGCACACCAGGACCUUCAUCCUCUACCUGCACUACACAACGAGCCACAAAGAAAUAGAAACCAGUCAUCAAUAAAAGAGGUGAAUUUCCAUAGCAAAAGGCACAUAGAAGACAUAUUCAUGACCUCAGAUUCGAAAUUUCUCCUCAAUUAUUCUCCCAAUACAGCUUCAUGACAGAUAUUUUAAGUUCACCUUCAUCAUCCUAACAUCGGCCAUCUUCACCAAGGUACCAUUCAUCUUCUUCAAGCAAUAUUCAAUGACCAUCCAAACCUUCCCUCCCACUAUCCCUAAACCUUAACUUCCCCAAUUUCAUUUCGAUUUCGCAAUUCCAGAAGACA